Durio zibethinus is the source of this 1555-nucleotide messenger RNA. RefSeq lists its product as uncharacterized. The record is from RefSeq and is a predicted model, not a curated record. Lineage: Eukaryota; Viridiplantae; Streptophyta; Magnoliopsida; Malvales; Malvaceae.
GGUGUGCUAGCUUCCAUUGCUUGGUUUGAUGCUUCCAUCUUUUCAGGUGUUUCUUCUUAUCAAAAUUUAGUAUUCGGUUCCAAUUCCACAAAGGCAACACAGAAGCCACAGUUCCCACUCAAAUGCUCCACAGGAAACCAGACACAAACGUGUCCAAGGGACUAUCCUACCACACGCAAUACAACCAAUCCUGACGCUUCAUUAAAAAUUACAUGCCCCUCAUUCUUCCGAUGGAUCCAUGAAGAUUUACGGUCCUGGAAGGAGAGAGGAAUCAGUAGAGACAUGAUCGAGCGGGCACGGAAGACGGCACAUUUCAGGCUGGUGAUUGUGAAGGGGAAAGCAUACGUAGAGACAUAUAGGAAGUCAAUACAGACCAGAGAUACGUUCACUUUGUGGGGUAUAUUGCAGCUUCUUAGGUUGUACCCUGGAAAAUUGCCAGACCUGGAGUUGAUGUUUGAUUGUGAUGAUCGUCCUGUGGUUAGGUCCAGGGAUUUCCGGGGUCCAGAUGCGCGCCCACCGCCUUUGUUUCGGUAUUGUGCGGAUGAAUGGAGCCUGGACAUUGUUUUCCCAGAUUGGUCCUUUUGGGGCUGGGCUGAGACCAAUAUUAGGCCUUGGAGAAGUGUUUUGAAGGAGAUAAAGAAAGGCAACCAGAGGACAGAAUGGAAGGACAGGGUGCCAUAUGCUUACUGGAGAGGCAACCCCAGCGUGGCCCCUACAAGGAAGGACCUUAUGAAAUGCAACAUUACCGACAAAAAUAACUGGAAUACCCUCUUAUACAUUCAGGAUUGGGUCAGGGAAUCUAAACAGCGGUUCAAACAAUCAAAUCUAGAGGAACAAUGCACCCACAGAUAUAAGAUAUAUACAGAAGGAUGGGCCUGGUCAGUAAGUGAAAAGUAUAUUUUGGCAUGUGAUUCAAUGACCUUAUACAUAAGGUCUCGUUUCUAUGAUUUCUUCAUCAGGGGCAUGGUGCCAUUGCAGCACUAUUGGCCCAUUAGGGAAAACAGCAAGUGCACAUCUCUCAAGUUCGCAGUGGAAUGGGGUAACCUUCAUCCUGAAAAGGCACAGGCCAUUGGAGAGGCUGCCGGUAACUUCAUACAAGAGGAUCUAAAGAUGGAUAAUGUAUAUGAUUACAUGUUUCAUUUAUUGAAUGAGUACGCCAAGCUCUUGAAAUUUGAACCCACAAUUCCUCCAGGAGCUGUCGAGCUGUGUCCGGAAACAAUGGCAUGUUCUUCAACUGGUAAUUGGAAAAAGUUCAUGGUAGAAUCCCUGGUAAUGUCUCCUAGCGAUACAAUUCCAUGCGCAAUGCCUCCACCUUAUGAACCCCAAGGGCUGCGGGAAUUUCUUGAAAGAAAAGCUAAUUCAACGAGGCAAGUGGAGAUGUGGGAAAACGAAUAUUUGCUUAGUAAAAAUAAAAAGCAAUAAAGCAAAAUUUGUAGCGUUAACUACCAAUAGCAAGCAAAUAUCCUCCAUAAAUAACAAAAUUUUGGACCUCAAUUCAUAAUUCUUUGUCUAUUAUAUUGAAGCUUUUAUAUUCAUACACUAUUUGAAUUUUGGA